AUGACAAACCGCACCACUUCCUCGCGCUCUGAAAAGCGACAGCGCACUGCAUCCCCCAACCUUGCCUCCGACAAGGAGAAGCCUGUGGCCGUGUCGCCAGCCGGAAACACUCCAACCCUCCCGGACAACUUCAACGGCGAUCUCAGCAUGCUUCCUGACUUCAACCUCAACGCCCAGGAACUUCCCUCCUCCCAAAUUGCCCGCCUUCCUACCGCCGUCACCAACUCGCUGCUCGCCUAUGCCGCUGCCCGGGACCCCUACAUUAACUCCAUUGUUGCUCAUCAACAUGACCUCGAAAGAGCUCGGGAACGCGCCCGCAUCAUCAAGUUUACUCGUGACUCCCAACGAGCUAAGAAAAUGCUUAACACAGAGUACGCCGUGUCCGACAUUGGCAAAUGGUUCGAUGACAUUCUGAAGACUGUUGAAAAGGCUAGAGGAUCCGAUUGUUCGUACGGGACAAGGAAGAAUGCAGUCAAAGCUAUGAUUCAGAUCAUGAGGCAUAUGGUUGUGGCCCUAAACGACGUUCAUUAUCACAAAACUCUUUUCAUGAAGGAGGCGGAUGAGAUGGAGAAGAAGUUGCUGGAGAUGAUGACGCACUUUGACGGGGAUGAAUUGGCGCGGUUGGAUGAGGAGGGCUGGACCGAUGAGGUUAGGGAGUUGAUUCAGGAGACGGGUGGGUAUCCUAUGUAUGGGAGGCUGAAUGAGGUGGUGAAGAUGUUGGAGGGCGAUUAUGAGGAGGAUGGCGAGGAGGAUGAGGAGGUAGAGUAA
Molecule: messenger RNA, 768 nt
Organism: Neurospora tetrasperma FGSC 2508
Lineage: Eukaryota; Fungi; Ascomycota; Sordariomycetes; Sordariales; Sordariaceae
Exons: 2
Coding region: 1-768 (255 amino acids)
Source: RefSeq, a predicted model, not a curated record